Procambarus clarkii (red swamp crayfish) is the source of this 339-nucleotide messenger RNA. The record is from RefSeq and is a predicted model, not a curated record. NCBI's taxonomy places the organism in Eukaryota, Metazoa, Arthropoda, Malacostraca, Decapoda, Cambaridae.
AUGGGGGAUGCCAUGCCGGUGCUGGGUAUUCUGUUAUAUGCUUCAGAUGAUCCCAAUGAAGAGAAUUCAGAUCCCAAUGAAGAGAAUUCAGAUCCCAAUGGAGCGAAUUCAGAUCCCAAUGGAGCGAAUUCAGAUCCCAAUGAAGAGAAUUUAGAUCCCAAUGAAGAGAAUUCAGAUCCCAAUGAAGCGAAUUCAGAUCCCAAUGAAGAGAAUUUAGAUCCCAAUGAAGAGAAUUCAGAUCCCAAUGGACAGAAUUCAGAUCCCAAUGAAGAGAAUUUAGAUCCCAAUAAAGAGAAUUCAGAUCACAAUGAAGAGAAUUUAGAUCCCAACAAAAGCUGA